Messenger RNA from Suillus subalutaceus, 1233 nucleotides. RefSeq lists its product as uncharacterized. Bases 1 to 1233 code for a protein of 410 amino acids. The transcript has 4 exons. The record is from RefSeq and is a predicted model, not a curated record. Lineage: Eukaryota; Fungi; Basidiomycota; Agaricomycetes; Boletales; Suillaceae.
AUGCUUGAAUACCUCAAAGUGUUUCAGAUACAGCCCACCUGCAAUGCAAAUAGCAGACUUACCAACUAUUUCUCUGGUAGUAAGAGCGCUGUGAAGACACUCCAGGCAUUCUCGAGCGCCAGCGACCCGCUUACAUAUGCUGACAAAUCGAUUUCGGGUGAGAUUAUCACAGAAGUCUUCCUAGACUUCUGCACACGCACAAGGCAAAAGGAGAGUGGAGGAUACCUGAAGACUUUAUCAGCCAUAUGCGGCUCACUCGACAACACGUUCAAAGCAGCAAGUAAGGCCACACUUACCGACAAGGAUCGCCAGAAGUCUAGGGAGCUGAAAGGCGGGAUAUUGAGUGUUUUGAAUGAGGACAAUCAGAUCAUUUCAUGGGUAAGCGCUGUCACUGCUGACAUCACAGGCGCCAUUCUCAAGACGCAUGCCGAGAAAGGUCAGCCUGCGCAAUACUGGGACCGAGCAGAGCAGGAACGGAGGCUUAUGGUGGUGUUCAGCAAAUGGGCAGACAAAGGUGUUUGGUCAGCUGCAGCGCAGAAAGUUCACCAAGAACGGUUAAAACAUGUCCCCAAAGGGUGCCUUGAGCGCAGCGUCCAAGGCAUCAGAACUGAUGGGAGUCGCAUUGAGGGAUCCCGCAAAGGGUGGAAUUCCCUUCAGCGAGCACAGCCAAGCGGUGUGACGAUGCUCGCUGCCCUCGGCCAUGAUUUUGUCCUCCGUCGCAAUGUGCGAGUGGCUUUCAGCAGGCCCGAACUCAUGCCAUUCCUCAAGUUCGCCAACGGUUCACAUCACCUCCGACUCUGUGACUACAUAGCGAGGCUUCACAACACACUCCAGCAGAAUACCACCGACUCUCAGCUGCAGCUUCUUCCUGAGCUUGGUGACAUCGACUCAGGCGAGACUUUUGGGUUAGUUAUGUCAGAUCAUGUAGCGACAUUCGGUGGUCUUUUGAUCAAGGAGGAGAACAUUGAGAAGGGCCUACUUGACUCCUUUGAUUCGUCUGUUGACCCCACCACAGGUGAGGAAGUCGACCUUGCAUUUCUUGCCAGUCGAAAUGUCAUCAUCAACGAGUGGCAAAUCGACCCCGCCCUUCUUAUGCUCCCAGCUGAAACUUCAAGACCAAUGGUAAGUAACAACACUUUCAUUCCAACCCCCCCCCCCAUAUCUCAAUUUUUUCGCGCAGAAACCUCCAGCGCCAAAGAGAAAGGCUGUCUGCAUCUCGUUGGACUCGGAUGA